CGGGGGAGCCCCUCAGCGAGUCAGUGGGCUGGGGCUCUCUGUGCCUCCACCCUCUGCAUGGGGAACACCAUCCGGGCCCUGGUGGCCUUUGUCCCCGCCGACUGCUGCCAGAGCUACCUGGUCAGAGACCUCCGGGAGAUGCCGACGGACAAGAUGGUGGAUCUGAGUGGGAACCAGCUCCGCCGCUUCCCCGUGCACGUGUGUUCCUUCCGGGAGCUGGUCAAGCUCUACCUGAGUGACAACCACCUCAACAGCCUGCCUCCGGAGCUGGGGCAGCUCCAGAAUCUGCAGAUCUUGGCCCUGGAUUUCAACAACUUCAAGGCUCUGCCUCAGGUGGUGUGUACUUUGAAACAGCUCUGCAUCCUCUACCUGGGUAACAACAAACUUUGCGACCUCCCCAGUGAGCUGAGCCGGCUCCAGAAUCUCCGGACCCUGUGGGUCGAGGCCAACUGCCUCACGCAGCUGCCAGAUGUGGUCUGUGAGCUGAGGCUCCUUAAGACUCUGCACGCCGGCUCCAAUGCCUUGCGUCUGCUGCCAGCCCGACUCCAGCGCCUCCAGGAGCUGAGGACCAUCUGGCUCUCAGGCAACCUGCUGACUGACUUCCCCGCUGUGCUAUUGCACAUGCCCUUCCUGGAGGUGAUUGAUGUGGACAGGAACAGUAUCCAUUACUUCCCCAGCCUGGCUCACCUGUCAAGUCUGAAGCUGGUCAUCUAUGACCAUAAUCCUUGCAGGAAUGCACCCAAGGUGGCCAAAGGGGUCCGCCGUGUAGGAAGAUGGGCCGAGGAGACGCCAGAGCCUGACCCCAGAAAGGCCAGGCGCUAUGCCUUGACCCAGGAGGAAAGCCAGGAUGGAGAGGCACCUGCCCUGCCUUCUCUACUUCUUCCUCCCAACUCCUGAAUGUUUCAGUUGUCAGUCGAGGCCAAGGACACAACUCCAGUGUCUUCUGGAGACCUUCUGGAGACCUCUCCUUUAGAGUGCAAAGAAUUGCUCGGGGACAUGUGGGGUGCCUUUGCAAAAAACUUCUGGCCAACAUCUCUACCAAAGUGAAGCUGUGUGCUCUGGGGAGCAUGAGGACUUCUUUGCAAGAAAAUCAGCUUCUCCAAACUGAAGAACGAGAAGUGCUAGGACAUUUUGUCCUUCUCCCUCUCCAGAAAUGGCUGGUCACGAUUCUCAUGACCUCCUCAAAUAAGGUAUUUAUUAAAGAAUUCACCUGAGUUCUGGUGGCCUGGCUCCAGCUCUUUGCAGGGUAUAUCGGUGUUACUGUGAAUGACCAUAAGUGAUAAGAAAAUAUUGCUAACUUGGGUCACUUUUUAAAAGACAGUUCUACCUAGUCAGUCAGACUCAGAGACUCGGUGCUGUUGCAAAGGCUCAAGAUGAAGCUUUUUCCCUGCAGCUCAGUGCAAGCCGAGAAGACCCCUGAUGGAAAAAUGCCUCCUGAUGGAGUCUGGCUGCCACUUCACACUUGACAGAGGUUCACGCUGACUGAGAUGGUUUAUCCCUAAGGGGUUUGACCCAAGGUCUGCUCUCAACCGCUUACUGUUACUACAAUGCUAGAAGUCAUCCAGACAGUAGACAACGUGGUCUUAUCAAAAGCAAGCCCAGUUGUAAUCCUGCCUGCCUCUGUAGAGCACAGCCCUUCUGUUUACUCACAUUCACGAACCAGAGCAGAACUGAAUCCCAUUCCGAGGAAACCACAUUUCCAGAGCUGUAUUAGAAUAAAGGUAGUAGGUGAAAAAGGUUUACUUGAAACAAGCAUCUGGAAAUCUGAGUUGCAGGUUGUGGUAUACAUAGGACACUUCUGACUCUAGCCGUAUAUACAGCCUUUGUUCUGAUUUGUUUUGAUUUUUGUAGAUAAAAUGGGACUUUUGAUGGUCAGUAUAGAGCUUAGAUAUUUUGGCUGUUUUUUUAAUAUGUAAAUUGUGAACUUUUCUUCUUCCCACAAAUACAUCAACCUUAAAGAUGCUGCUGUCACAAUGGGUGAUUUAAUAUAGUACUUAAUGUUCUUGAACCUUUCCAUCAAGGACACAGAAAGUAUAAUCUUUACUAAAACUUUUGUUUAGUUUUUAGUUACUUUUGCUGUAAAAGCAUCUUUGCCCAGCAAAGUCUGGUCCUAAAAUGACACUGCACAGACUAUUUUCAUGUGUUUUCCUACUAUAAAUAUUUCUUGCUAAACCAGAGGAAGAAAGUUUGGUAUCACAAUCUCUUCCUAUUGCUACCUCCCACUAUGCAGUGUAUCUACAACCCACUGAUUAGACUGCCAAGAGAUCCUUUUAAUCAUUCAAUGUCAUAGGCUGUCAAAUAUUUAAGUCCUUUAGUAACCAAUCCAGAUUUCUAUUAGGCAGCUAGGAUUUACAGUUUAUUUUCUCAUGUUUGACUGAAAUCAAACUAUACUCAGCUGAUGCUAGAAACCCCUUCUGGGCUGUAUCUAUAGUCAGCCUUAUAGAUGGCUCUUUUUCUUUUGACCCUGUCUUCCUCCUCCUGAGAUUAAUGGGCCCACCUUUUCCAAUACAGCUGUAGGCUGCAGCCACCAAACAAGUGUGACACCAGCUGACGUGUACACACUGCUCGUCUAAUGAGCUAACUGCUCUGAACUGAAUGCAAAUUAUAAACAUUUGGCACACAGUCAAGAGAUUCUCUUCUAAUAUACAACAAACAUUCCUCAAACAAUAUGUUUAAGAUUUCACCACUGAUUUAGCUACCCAAAAAUGUUUUUGCUACAGGAUUUCAAUAAAUUAUUUAUAAAGUAACCAUGCAAGUGCAUAUUAAUAGUUCCACAACCCUCUGAUGUUUUCUUAAAAUUCUGACAUAAUUAGAAAGUUCAAAAGGGGAGAAAGCACCACCAAAUGUAACUUUUUUCUCCUAAUUUUAAAAGUCCCAAAACCUAAAUGUUAUGUAUCAGAAAAAUCUUUUUAAGAUUGAUUUGAGAGAGAGAACGCAAGUGCACACAUGGGGUGAGAGGGGCAGAAGGAGAGAGAAUCCUAAGGAACUAUUACUAAACAACAUCAUGACGGGAUGGGAGGAAUCAAGAUAGUACUGAGACAGCCAGAUACGUAGGCUAUGAGCAGCAGUCACCACUCAUGAAGCUAGAUGAACAGGGAACAGCAAUGUUAUCCUAAUUUUCUAAGAGCUAAAAGGCAUGAAGAAAGAGGCUACCAGCAGAACAGCACUGAUAGGUCUCACAAGGAUGCAGACAUUUCCAGAGACAAAGAGCAAAAUCAGGAAGAAAAUAUCAAUUCCCUAUCUCCACAUCCUGCCUGUGCCUCCUAAGUUAAACCACAGGAAUCUGUGAGGCAGUCAGCAAGGAAAGUGGGCCAGUGGCCUCUAAGCAGGCAAAAACCAGAUCCUUGCUUGAAGACAGUAAAAGGAGAAUAGAGUAUACAUAUUAACCUUCAAAGAAAAACUGAAAGCUACUUAGAAUAGACUUAAAAAUCCCAAGAACUUGGACAAUUUUUCAUGUGGUUACUAUUUACACUCCAAAUCUCUACUUCAAUGUCCCAAGUUUUGUGGAAAACUCACUGCUGCCAUAUUUACUGUUCCUGAGUUACAAGAAACUUCAUCCUAAGAUUCUUACAGGAACACGGGGGCCUAUGUUAUUUAAGUUCUGAUUGAGAAGACAUUAAAAUUCAUGAUCAUGAGAUAGUCUAGGUUUAUGAUAACAACGUAAGGGCUUCAAUGGCUAUGAAUUCAAAGAGAAGAGGCAUGGGUGUAUCCUUGGAUAUAACAACAAAGCUCCCAUGUUUCCACCUCUUUUUAGUUAAUACUUAAAGGUGUAUUCUUUUUAAGACCUCUGGAGAAAACAUGCCCAAGUAUCCUUUUAAAAUCUUACUCCAAACUAUCUAGUACCCUCAGCACAGAUGUUUAAACCUAUUUCUACUGAAACCUCUGUAGGUUUUCUGUGUCGUGAUAUGCUCACCUGUUCCACCAGAGGUGUGGAGAUGAAAAAUGAUGUUAUGACGUGAUAAAGUACUUAAAAAAAAAAUCAGUACAAUUCUCUUUGAUAAUCUCAGGAAGUUUCUCCUUUAUGUGAAUGUUGGAGGAUAUACACCAGGACCACAAAAAAACCACAAGUUUUCCCAGUUUUAAUAGCUUCUACAAAAGUAGUAUUAAAAUGUUCAAACUUUUUGGACAAAAACAAAACAGAUUAGGGGCGCCUGGCCAGCUCAGUGGGUAGAGCAUGUGACUCUUGAUCUCAGGGUCAGGGUUCAAACAGCCCUAUGUAGAGCCUUCUUUAGAAAAACACAACAAAACAGGUUGUUUUAUCAGCAUUUCUUUGAAAAUCCUUUUGUUCCUCUAUGGGAAUAAAAUCUCUCUCCAUUAAGGUAGCAGAGAUACCUUUUAAGAACUCAACCUACAGCUAGGCUUUCUCUCAUUUCUUGGGCAUUCUGCUAUACACUGACGCAUUAAUAACCUCCAAACCUAAAUU
Messenger RNA from Mustela lutreola (European mink), 4423 nucleotides. RefSeq names its product leucine rich repeat containing 10 (gene LRRC10). The record is from RefSeq and is a predicted model, not a curated record. The transcript has a single exon. NCBI's taxonomy places the organism in Eukaryota, Metazoa, Chordata, Mammalia, Carnivora, Mustelidae. The coding region runs from base 58 to 897 and encodes 279 amino acids. Gene Ontology annotation, molecular function: protein binding.